UAAAAAUGUGUACAAAUUAAAAUACACUUCUGGCAACUUUGUUUGCCGCCAUCUUUGGUCUUGAAAAAUUUGACAGUUCUUUCUUGUAGCACGUUUUACGAAAAGCACUCACAAUGCAGAUAUUCGUAAAAACUUUGACGGGGAAAACCAUCACCCUUGAGGUGGAGGCUUCAGACACAAUCGAGAAUGUGAAGGCCAAGAUCCAGGAUAAAGAGGGAAUCCCACCUGACCAGCAGCGAUUGAUCUUUGCUGGUAAACAAUUGGAAGAUGGCCGUACCCUGUCAGACUACAAUAUCCAGAAGGAAUCAACACUUCACUUGGUGCUGAGGCUUAGAGGAGGUACCAUUGAGCCUUCCCUUCGUAUCUUGGCUAUGAAGUACAACUGCGAAAAGAUGAUCUGCCGCAAGUGCUACGCUCGUCUUCACCCACGUGCCACCAACUGCCGCAAGACCAAGUGUGGACACACCAACAACCUGCGCCCCAAGAAGAAGCUUAAGGAUUAGGUUUUUUAUCAUAGAAUUCUAAGCUCUUUUACAAACAUCUCCAGUAACAUACAUUGAAAAUGUAAACCAUUCAACUAAAUUAAAAAAGUGUAACCAAAA
Molecule: messenger RNA, 602 nt
Organism: Ostrinia nubilalis (European corn borer)
Lineage: Eukaryota; Metazoa; Arthropoda; Insecta; Lepidoptera; Crambidae
Gene: RpL40
Product: ubiquitin-ribosomal protein eL40 fusion protein
Exons: 3
Coding region: 114-503 (129 amino acids)
Biological process (GO): modification-dependent protein catabolic process; translation; protein ubiquitination
Cellular component (GO): cytoplasm; ribosome; nucleus
Molecular function (GO): structural constituent of ribosome; protein tag activity; ubiquitin protein ligase binding
Source: RefSeq, a predicted model, not a curated record